AGAGCUGUGUGUGUGUGUGUGUGUGUGUGUGUGUGUGUGUGUGUGUGUGUGUGUGUUUAAGUGAAACUAGUCUCUCCGUUGUUGCUCAUCGUCCAUCACAGCUGCGCUCCUCAGAUCACUUCAGGAUCCGGAGAGGAGAUGCGUUUCACCCGCUGAGGAUCCGUCGACCAUCUCAGUCCCAGUUCAUCCCGAACAGCAGCUCCUGAACGCACCACCGACAUCUUGGCUUUUUUUUUUGGUGUUUGUUUUUUUUGGGCUAAAAACUCCCCACCUAUAAAUCCUCCCUUUCCUCCACUGAUCGGAUUAUCUUGGGGGGCUUUCAGAGGCCAACACAUCGGGAGGACAGACAUGGCAGAGCAUCUGUCCCAGAGUGAGCUGGACUACCCAUUCAAACUUCUGGAGUAUUUCAACGGCUUCAGGGUCUCCAAGGUGAUCUUUUCAGCCUGUGAGCUGGGAGUGUUUGACCUCCUGCUGAAGUCCCAGGAGCCCCUGAGCGCCCAGCAUGUGGCCCAGGAGCUGAGCACCAGUGUGGACGGGAUGGAGAGGCUGCUGGACGCACUGGUGGGCAUCGAGAUCCUGGAGGUGGAGACCAAGGACGGGACAGAGAGACUAAAGGAGAUACCACUUUCUACUCUGUACAGCAGCACUGACGUGGCGAAUCUCUACCUGGCCAAAGGCAGCGGCAAGUCUCUUCACGACAUGAUCAUAUACCAAUCCCAGACCGUCUACCCGCUGUGGAACAACAUGGUGGACGCCAUCAGGGAGGGGAAGAAUCAGAAUGAAAAGACUUUCGGUAUUCCAGCGGAGGAUAUUUUCCAAGCUAUUUACAGGUCAGAGGAGGAGAUGCUGAAAUUCAUGGGUCUGAUGAACUCCUCGUGGGUUCUCGACGGACACGACAUUGUGACCGCGUUCAACCUCUCCUGCUUCCAGAACAUAGUGGAUCUCGGAGGAUGCACCGGUGCUCUGGCCCGUGAGAUGGCAAAGGCGUAUCCUUCCUCCUGUGUCACGGUGUUUGACCUCCCGCAGGUCGUAGAAACGGCUCAGAAACAUUUCUGUCAGGAGAACGAGGCUGUUGUAUUUCAAACCGGAGACUUCUUCAGUGGUGAAAUCCCUCCUGCUGACCUGUACGUUCUCGCCCGGAUCAUUCAUGACUGGCCUGAAGAGAAGUGCCUGACGCUGCUGAAGAAGAUCUACGACACCUGCAAACCAGGGGGCGGCGUCCUGCUGGUGGAGGCCAUGCUGUUUGAGAACAGACGAGGGCCCGUCAUGGCUCAGAUCUUCUCCCUCAACAUGCUGGUGCAAAUGGAGGGCCGGGAGCGCCCGCCGUCCGAGUACACCCACAUGCUGAAGGAGUCCGGCUUCAGCAACGUUCAGGUGUGCCGAACCGGCAAGUCCUACGACGCCAUCCUGGCCAUCAGAUGAGCUCCGACCCGGGACUGUGAGACUCAUCCCUCAAGUCUGGGAAAGUAAAGAAACUUGAACUUUUCAAGGCCCUUGGAAAGGUGGGAGGUGAAUCUAAACAUCUAAGCUCUGAAAAAGUCUCAGUGCACACAGAUCUCCAGUUUAUGUUGUGUUCAACCCCGGUGAGAGUCUCAAAUAUUCUGUCUCAACUUUUCAAUGAUCGUACUAAUACAAAUGUUCUCUGGAUGAUUAAUUCAGGUCAAAGGAAUAGUUAGAUAAUGGGAAAUACGCUUAUUAAAAUUAUUAAAUGGAAAGAUUUAUAUCACUCUCAUAUCUGUACAUGAAAAAUACAAAGUUACAAUACAGUUAGCUUAGCUUAAAGACUGGAAACAGGGGGAAACAGCUAGCCUGAGCUAGAAAAGCAAAUACUGAGUGUUUCCCCUUUAAGGGUUCCCCAUAGACCAUCAACACAAUCAAUCAGUUAUUGAUAGAUUUUUAUAAACGCAUUGAUUUGACCGAUGCUUUUUUUUUAAGAAUAGUAGUUUGUACACAGGCCACACUUUUCAUACUUAAAUACCAAAAUCUGCUCAAUAUUCGCAGUCAUAUCUUUUUAAUAUCAUCUGAUCGCAGCCACCUAUCACAUGUACCGCAAUCAAACAGUAAAUAAUGCAGCGUAUUGUAUCAGAUUAUAGUUUUAUUAUUGAUCAUUGCAUUUCUGGAAUAUCAUGGAGGUGUAUUCCAAAAUUAUAAACCAAUUACUGACAGAUUUGAGGAAGCUUUUUAUGAAUAUUCAGCUAAAAUAUUGGACCAAUAUCACAUAAACACAGUCUGUAAAUAUUUUUGAAAAACAAUUUGUAAAAGAAAUGUUAUAUUUAUAAUCCUGGAUUGGUUUCUUAUGGAUUUCUUUCACCUGUUUAUUUUAAUAUUUUAAAUAAAAACAAACAAAAAAAGAGCCCCGUAAAAAAAAAACAAAUGUAAAUGCAACAUUUCCUUUAAAUAUCAGAAUGAUAUGAGUGUGUUUUCCAGUUAAAAUCAAUGGGAAGAUCCAAUGAUUUGCUCAUCACAGAGCUGUUUUGGGCAACAGUUUGAGGAAGUUUAGUUAGUAACAUUAAUAUGUUAGUAACAAAGACACCUGAAUCUCAACCCAUGAAGGAUAAAACAUAACAGAAAUAAAAACUACAUUUAAAGGCAAAAUCCAAAGAAUAAACGAUCCAUUUCGUCCACCUUGCGAAGUAUAAACUAGUCUUUCCAUCUCAUAGAUCUCUUUGAUGAUUUCAAGUCAUUUAACAUCCAGAGAAACAUUUUGAUUUAUUUUUUAUUCUGUUGUCAAUUUAAAAACCAGCAAAGGGGGGGAAAAAAAUCUAAUGAAAACCUUUUAAUGUGGUGAAAAAGUGACGUUUCAGAAAACAUUGAUGUUGUGUUACUGUGUGACUGUGAUGAGUUCAGGUUCCCUCUCAGACUGCAUGUAGAUCCGACUCUGCAGGACGAGCCCUGUAUGAGAAACCUCAGUUUAAACCUCCAUCUCUUCCUCUGCCGGCUGGUAAAAAGUUCUCAUUUUCUCAUUAUAGUUAACUCUUGAAGUAAAAUCACUGUAGUGCUGUUCACAAAAAAAACCCUGUUCUUAUUAAUGUGUGUCACGUGUUUACAACAGAAAGACAUUAACAUGAUCUCAGUUCUAAAUGAGUGCUGGAAAAUAUCACAUAUUAACUACUAGAUAGCCGUGGAAGAAGAGUAGGAACAUUUUAUUGUUGAUGUAAUGUGUGUCGUAGAUGAGCUACGAGUAGAAGAUAUCGAGAUGUUUUUAUCUGUAGCGUGUUUUCUGAUCAUUCCACAUGUUGGCAGCAUGCAUCCUCUCACAUUAAAUCAAAAAACAUCUGGUUUGUUUUUUUGUGAAAUUGUUUUUAAGUGUAGUUCUUAUUAAGAGUUCUGCAUGUGUAUACGACACCCGGGAGGUGGAGGAUUAUUAAUUAAUGUCAUGUAACUGCUGAAAUUACACCAAAAUUAAACACAAAACUACAAAAUAUUACUUCUUUUUUAUUGUAAUUUCCUAAAAAAAAAAAAAAAAAAAAGGCUUGUUUUUGGGUUACCAGGUCAUUUUCUGUCAUUUUCUUCUUAUUUCAAUAUGUAGGAAAGGAAUUACAACCAUAACCGUGUUCAUAUAACUCAACACUAAACCUGAGUAUGUAUGUAUGUUUAAUGUUAACAAAAGAUUUGAAUAAAGACAUAAUUUCCAAAGUAAA
Molecule: messenger RNA, 3641 nt
Organism: Dicentrarchus labrax (European seabass)
Lineage: Eukaryota; Metazoa; Chordata; Actinopteri; Moronidae
Gene: asmt2
Product: acetylserotonin O-methyltransferase 2
Exons: 10
Coding region: 349-1422 (357 amino acids)
Molecular function (GO): O-methyltransferase activity
Source: RefSeq, a predicted model, not a curated record